Molecule: messenger RNA, 5168 nt
Organism: Ochlerotatus camptorhynchus
Lineage: Eukaryota; Metazoa; Arthropoda; Insecta; Diptera; Culicidae
Exons: 6
Coding region: 81-5168 (1695 amino acids)
Source: RefSeq, a predicted model, not a curated record
GAGUGCAUUUGAGAUGCAAUGAAGAUGCAUGUACAAUUCAACCAGGUAACGAUGCUCGUCCCAGCUUAGCAUCCAAAGAAAUGGAAACUAUUAAAAGUCUGCUGCUCCAACCCACGGCCAACAGCAGCAAUAGCAGCAUCACCCCCACAUCCAGCACCAACUUCGAUGACCUCAUCAAGGAUCAUCACCCCCACGUGCUCGCCCCGCUGCAGCCCACCAAAUACACCACCUCCAAUGGGAUCAUCAACAACAGCCCGAAUGCUGCCAUCGAUUUCAUCCCACCACUGCCAGCGAGCAACUGCAAGCAGCCACCGGUUAUCGUCGGUGUGGCAGUGAAGCGAACUCUUCGGAAACCUUUGUCAGCGGAGGACCCCAAAGCGCAGCAGGAUGCUUGGGCAACAUGUGGGACCAUGGGCAGCACCGGAGAUGUUCUCGAACGGUGGCACAGUGAUAUCUUCGAUUGUCCUCCUCUGGUUGAGCUGCAACGGGGUGCUAUGGGAGGUGAUUGUAACAAUAAUAAUGGGAAUGGGACCCAGGUUGAGGCAGAUAACGAUGGAGGAGAUUUGAUCGAUUUCAGUACGGAGAUUGAAAUGGCUCCAACUGUGGCUGCACCGUCCGUUUUUAGUCAGGUGCAAACGUCGAAGCCGAAAGUGAAAAAAGUGACGUUCCUGUUGGAUGAUUUACUGCUGGGCAGUGAAGACGACGAAGAAGAGGAACCCGAGGAGGGUGAAAAGAGCGGUGGGGAGGAAUUUGAGGAAAGCGAACGAUGUGUGACAACAGAACAAGACGACGACGACGACGAUGACGGUGUUGAAUGGGAUGUAAGUGAUACGAUUCGACGUCGGGGGGUGGGCAGGCGAGUCCAAGCGGCGAGGAAAGUGGGUGGUAAUGAAAUAUCAACAGAGACUAUGCAAACAGAUGACAUUGUUUCCAUCGGAGAUCACGUUGACGGAGUGCGAAAUGUGACAAAAGGAAAUGGGAAGGUCCAGUGCGCAUGUCUGCCGUUACAUGGCCGUGGUGCUCACUACUGCCAGCAUCAUCAUCAUCUCAUCCGGCUGGAAGGAGAUGCCUCCUGCUCAGCAGCUCCAACCGUCAUCGGGACUGCCUUACCGACAAACAGCACCAGCACAAGCACACUGGUGGUGGAGUUGAUGAAUUCCGAUACACCUGCACCGUGGGGAGGGAGGAAAAUCGACGAAAUUCCAGAGGAAAGUGCAUGCAAGCAGAACGCAUGUGCAGAAACUGGCAACAUUGGUCCUGGUGGUGGAGACUGGCCGUCGUUGUCAGUUGGGGCACAUACGGCCAGCAAAUCGAUCGAUGCCAGCAGAGACGGCGACAACGGCGAGGACGAGGGCAACAUUGUUGACGUUCAGGAUGAGCACGUUCGGCACCAGCAGCAGGAUAGUAAGAAAAGUGGCAGCACUGUCGGGUCAGGUGUUCGGGUGGGCCGAAACGUGCCCGAAGCGUGGUUCGCCGAGCCUCCGAGAAUCGAUGAAAGGGACUCGAGCCAGCAUAGUCUGCAGCAGCAGCAGCAGCCAGUCGUCAAACAAGUAGAAAAUGUUGUAACAUCAGUACCUAGUGGUAUUGAACAGCUGGAAUUUGGAUUCGAAAAUCAGAGAAAUUCAAACCAAUUGUGUGAAAAAUCGAUCCAAGUUCCAUCGCCAUCGCAUCGGGCGUCGGUUGGUGUGGAAAAUAGAGCCCAUCGAGGCGAAAAGGAGGUCCAUUUCAGUGAACGGGAAAAUUGCUACCACAAAGGUUCGGACAGUGAGAGUGAAAAUUAUUAUGGCACUGGUUCUCCACCUCCGCCUCCGCUGGCACCACCCACUGGGAUUCCUCCGUCGUAUGGCCUAAACGUGGAAGUUACCCUCAAUGCUCAUAUCAGUGUACAUGGAUUAAGUGAUUUUAACUUUUUCUCAAGUUCGGGUGACAGGCCUGGCGAGGAGUCUUCUUCCGCGGAGGAAAAAAUCCUUAAGGAUAGUGCUACCAAUACCAUCAGCAAUAGCAGGAACAACAACAGUAACGUUACCCCAUCCAGUGCUGACAGUGGAAUUAUUAUUAUCGACGAUGACGUAGACGAUUGUGGCUGUGAAAUUGCUACUGCGGAAACGCAAAUCUGUGAGCCUCUACUGGUUAUCGAGGAUAAUUGCGAGAAGAAGAAUCCCGUUGGCCAGUGUCGAGACCAGGAUACUCAGACUUUCAUUGGGAAUUUUCUGUCUCCGAAGAAGUCGACCAGUGAAAUCAGUGUGCAAGUGUGUGAAAAUGGCGAUUUUGACCUACGGAAUCCCGAAAGCCUCGAUUCCAGUGUGAGUGAAUCGGAAAUCGACGAAAGAAAGGAUUUACGUUUCCUGACCAAAAAUACCGAUCAAUAUCUGAGGCCUCCGAUUAGUUUUCUCAGUGAAAAGCACGAGUGUUUCGAGGCCAGCAAUCGAUUGAAACGUCUGGAGGAACGUUUCCGCGGAUUUGCCUAUACGAAAAAGCUAUUACGUGAAUCAUUAACCUCAUCCACUGGGGGGGCACCGCAGAAUCUAUCAUCAUCCCUCAGUUCGCUCUCGACUCUGCUGGCAGAUUAUACCAACACAAACGCAGCUUCCGCAUCAUCAUCAGUGCCAGCAUCAUCGACCCCGUCAUUGACAGCAGCUGCCAGAGCGGAGCAAGAGCAAGAAGACCAAUCCCAUGCAGCCAGAAGAUUUGUGCCAUCACGAAAAACAUCAUCCUUAAGCUCGCUUCAAAAGGAUGCUUUCCCGAACCAAACCCAACUAGGCCACACUGGUGUUUUGACACGUACGGUUCCAGUUCUUCCACCACUAUCCUCAUCGCUACUUUCCCUCUCGGCAUCAUCUCUACUUUCUCUUUCCUGUAUCGAUCUCGAACGCAAACAACGACAGCAACAGUUGCAAGAUUCUUUUCCCACCUACCAACCGUCAAACCCAUCUAGCUGUCAACAGUCUAAACCUCAAUCUCCCGAACAGUCUCUAUCCAAAGCAUCGUCUCUACCGUCCCUUCUCCCACAAUACCUAUUCCCAUCGCCACCGUCCAGACCACCACCUCGUCGUCCCCGGCUGCCUGCAGACGAACCUAUAGAUCAAGACCAACAGCCACCCACAAAGACCCUAAAAGACCCACCCUUGGAUGUAGACUACCGGCCUUCGGUCGCGACUCCGGAGUCUAGCAUCGAAUCCGAAGAGAUCUGUACAAUCUUCCCUGGUGGGAAACCCCGAAUUGAAGACCCGCUGGAAGUGGUUGAAACCGUUUACAAAGAUUCCGAAGAAGAAGACGACGACCUGGUUGUCAUCCCGCGUAGUGAAAGUGAAGAAUUCCUCAAUCUAGAGAAGCUCUUGGCGGCGGACCCGCAUACCAACUGUGAGUUCGAUACGCGCCACCUCAGCCAGUACGAGCCAACCGUCUAUCAGAUCAGAUACUGCUACGAUGAGCUCGAGGAGGAGCUAGAGUCCGAAUCGGGAAGUGUCGGUGGAUUGCUGAUCGGUGGCGAAAGUGACCGGGCCCGGGUUAGUGUGAGUGACGAAGACGGGUGCGAGUGUGUGAUCGAAGCGAUACCGAUCUACCGUACGCUGCCGAUCAAUAUGCGCGAAACGACCGGGACCCUGCGGGGGCUGCUGAAGAAACCGAACCGGCCGCCACCGGUCCGGAAGAAUCGGGUCGUGUUCGACGAGACGCGGAACGAGUUCUUCGAGGCGGAUUACAUCAUCCUGAUCCGGGAGGACUGCCCGUACGACGAGGAGGACGAAGAACCGUGCACCUGCGGGGAACACGAGCUCGUUAGAAUAUGUUGUGACGAAGGCUGCAACUGCGGAUACACGGACGACGGACGGACGCCACCGACCAGUAGGCAAUCCGGCAUCUUGGAGUACAGCGAGAGCUUCCGACAGCGCCCCUUUCUGUCCUCUGUGUCUGCCUUCGGAAUUCCUCCAGACAACGACGACCUACCGAUCAACAGCACACUCUCCUGGGAAGAACUCGUGUUCGCUCUCAGUCGGAGCAACGGGAACUCGGCCGGACCGAACGAAAUCGGCUACCCGCUGCUAAAACGCCUUUCACCCGAAGGCAAAACGAAACUUCUCGACCUUUACAACCAACUCUGGACCGCUGAAGAAUACCCGGAAAACUGGAGAGAAAGCCUCGUUAUACCGUUACCGAAAACCAAUGUCGGGACCAAGGACAUCAUUGGCUUCCGUCCCAUUGCACUGACCUGCUGCAUGGCCAAAGUCCUGGAGCGGAUCGUCAACAAGAGGCUGAAGCAAUAUCUUGACCAUCGGCAGCACGCCUUUAGCUACUACUCCGCUGCCUUUCUCGCUAAAACGUCGGGAAACAAUAGGAUCGUUCUCCUCGACGAGGCGAACCGACUCCUCCGCACGGCCGCCGACGUAGAUCUUCCUCCAGUGACCAGGGUCCACUGGCACGGAGACAAAAGUUGGCAAUCGCACAAGAUCAAAAUUGACAGCUUCAGGGCAGGAGACAACUCGCUGGCUUUACGCCGGACAGUUGUCGAAACUCUCAGGGCGCACUACAAAGGUUAUGAAGUUAGGUACACCGACGGAUAUCUCUCCAGGAGCGGAGUGGGAAUGGAGGUCUCCGGAGAUGGUCUGCUUGUGAGCAGAUCGCUCCCGACCCAAUGCUUGGUGUUCUCAGCUGAGGCAGCGGCCAUUCUCCACGCGGUUAAGCUACCGGCCAACCGGCAGGACUCACACAGCGUGAUAUUGGCCCUAACAAUAGAAACACCGAAGCAUCCGUGGAUCCAAGGGACGGUAAAGCACGCGCCGCCCAACACAGUAUUCAUGCCACACCGGACCCAGGUCCACCGGCAAUGUACCGCUUCAAGAUGUCAAAAAGUAGAUCAAGCGGACGAUUCGGAGAGCCUGGGACAUCGAGUGGAGGAACAAAAGGAUACACCACCUUCGGAAGAUCAAGGCGACCACCGGAACCUGGAAAGAUUGACCAAACUUAAGAGAACAACGAGUGGUGUCAAGGCUGUGCACUGGGCACAGCAGAGUCUCCCACAACUUCGGAGGAACACCGUUCCGGAGGACCUGCGAAACCUGCGGAGUGCCAGCCACCGUGGAGCACAUCCUCGUGAACGGUGCGAAGCUGGAGGACCUUCGGGCUUCCUUCGGCUUGGAGUCAAUCAGCAUUCGGAACCUGUUGGGCGAUAA